UGUUGAAUGAAACGUUGUGCAGCAUAGAUCUAGUUGGAAAAACCUGAAUUAUCUGAAAGUGGUCGAAAACAAGUUGGAUGAAAACAAACAUGGCGAAUUUGGCUUGAUAAAAUAAGUCACGUGUGGAAUUAAAAUAUUACAAACAGAGCUUCAGUCAAGCUGUCUCCACGACGUCAGAUGAGGAGGACUCCAUUGUUGGCUCCACCUCCACCAUUGAGUCGCCUAGCAACAAGAAUAAUCGAACAAAGACCAGCCAAUCCAUGGAGACUGGGAGUGACCUUGAAAGUGUUCCCAUAUCAGCCGAAUCCAUGGCCGAGAUCUUGAUGGCCUCUGUUGUUUCUUCGACGUCAAGCAUUGUUAAAACGGACGCUCAUGCUCGACCAAUUCCGUCUAAAAUUCGUAAACAGGAAGUGAAGGUUUCUUCAGCCGUUUCCAGUAGUGUCCCAGUAUCUGUUGUGUCUAACUCUGGGAUAUCACAACUGGCCACUCAGCCUGCGCAGGCAGUUCAGUCCAGCCCCCCGAUGAUAGUAGUCCUCAUGCAGCUCCCUAAUGGCCAGACUAUUCCCGUGCAGAUACCCGUGUCCAACAUUGCCUCUUCCCAACCACUGCAGAACCUCACCGCCCAGUCGCAGAAUACGCCAAUGAUUCUGCACCAGUUCAAUCCAGUGAUGGCUGCUACAGCAUCUAACAUCGGUCCACAGAUUGUAACCAAUGGAAACACACAAGCUGCAAAAUUUCCAAUUUUACCGAAUGCCGGUAUGUCAUCAACGUCCAACGGUGGCAGUGUGUUCAUCACUUUACCAACCACUUCCACUGUUGCAGCUAGCCCCGUAGGCUUUAGUCUGCAACAUUGUCACACUGGGGGGCAGAUCUUACCAAAUCUGGGAUCCCAGCAUCAAGUUAUGAUCCUCCCCACCAGCUCGGUGGUUUCGUCCAUGCAGAACAUAGCCCCUGUGGCGUCUGUCAGCUCUACCUAUCAGACUGCGGGGUCCUCUGGGACAACAUUCUCAGGCAGCCAGUCAUACACUAAAGAGGUUACUGUUGGCGCAACUUUCCGGCUGGACAACACAAAGGAAGAAAAUAAGACCUGUUCUGCAUUCUUAAACAAGAUGUCCUCCUUUGACUACGAGGAGAAGCUGGAGCAUGAACAUCAGGCGUUGAAGAGGCAGCCGAGUCAGCUGGAGGACGAUGAUAAAGACUUACAGGAGGACAGGCUCCAGAAGGUCAGCAGCUCUGAGUCUGAUAGUUCUGGAGAUAGCCGUAGUCGCAGUAAAACCAGGAAGCAAUUUAUUGAUAGCCAUGACCACCAGAAAAUGCACAAGAAGAAGUCAAAGAAGAAGCACAGCCGGGCUGAUUCCCUGUCAAGCAUCGACCGAUCCUCGGAACCAGAACAAAAAAGACGCGAACAUCUGAGCCCUUUGAAAUUCAAGAAUAAAAAGCCCCUAGUGAGUGAUGCCAUUCAGGGAUUUCACUCGGAUGAUGAAUCAGAUGCCACUCCACAACCAAAAAAAACAAAGCUGACCAUGCCGUCAAGGUUGCCUUCCCUGGGUACCAAAGUGUCAACCUUGCCCCCAAGAAUUAGGUCAACCACUUCAUGGUCAUUGUCCAGUGGUGAAGGGCGCAGGGGUGAAAAAAUUAAGGCCAAGAGCUUAGUGUUUUCUGUGAAAAAGAAAGAAGUUGGAAGAAGAGCAUCGCCAGAGUUUGAGAGGGAAUCCAGAUUUGAAAAGGUCAGAGGGUCCCAACGACAGACAAAGUCAAGGUCGCCCAGUUUUGAAAAGUCGGCAUUUUCUCCAGAUGAUAAAAAGGCCAGGAAAGCAGAACCAAAGAAGAAGAAGAAGGAAGCCGAAACUCUUGAUAAGUCGAAAAACACCUCACUGGAUAGGUCCCGAGGUUAUGAGAGCCGUGACAGGGAGCUGAGUCCGGUGUCGGACUUUAGAUCAAACUCACCCAUGAAAAAGAAGAAGAAAGACAAAAAGAACAAGGACAAGAUGAAAGAUAGAGCUACUUCUCCUCUUAGAGAGGAUGUUGUUAUACCAAAAAAGAAGAAGGAUCAAAUGAAGGCAAGAGAUAAGUUUAUGUCGUCAGUCCCUAUGAAGUCCUUGGAGAAAAGGAAUCUGGAUCAAUCACAUGACCACAGGGAAUUAGCUACAGCAUUGACGAUGGGGCAGCAACAUAAUGUAGUCCUUCAGGAAAAGCAUAAGCCUAAAACCUUUGUCGACAAAGUGAGAUUGAUGCGGCAGGUUAGACCUUCCAUGCCCCUUUCCCGUGCAGACAUGAAAGCUUGGAAGGGACAACUAUGCUCCAAAUUCCAAGUGAAGGACGUGAGACGGUUCCAGCAAAGCUAUGGCAUUCAUCUCAAAAUGGCUCAGCUGGAGCAGAACGUCUGGGCCAUGGUGGAGGAUGUUUCUGAAUCUGUCGUUAAUAUAACCGAAAAGUUUUUCCGGCCAUUAAUGAAAUUGACAGACGAUGAAAUAAAAACAUGUCUCGAAAUCCUGAAAAGCCAAGGUCUUGCAGAAUAUAAUAAGAAAGUGAAGGAAUUUUCAGACGCAUCUUUGAAAAAGAGGAAAAUUGAGGAUACCUGUGAGAUGGAAGAACAAAAUGGAAAUGAAGAUUUACUGCAGGCUGAAAAUUUGAGGGCAUCUCAAGACAGAUGUUCUAAAUUGAGAAAUGAACUCGCCAAAGGUCUUGUGUCUCAAGCACAUAACGUGCAGGGCCAUAGUAGUGCCACAAAUACCCCCGUCACUAAUAUGGCCAUGCCCAACAUAAUGGGGAACAGUAACGGGGUUCCUUCUCAUUUCGGAAACAACAACUCUUUUGGCUUGGGAAAUAAUGGGUCAUCGGGUGGGGAUUCAAGUAAUAUUGAUUUGGACCCAAUCAUGAAAAAUAUUGAAGACUUUAGCCAAGAGUUAGGGAAUUUAGCAAAAAUGGGAAAUAACGACAUGUCCCAAGGCGUAAUGGGAAGUAAUUAUGGUACAAGUUUGGUGAACGGGAAUGCAGAUGUGAUGGGCAUGGGAAAUAUGGCCCUGAAUGGGGCUAUGGGAAUCAAUGGCAGUUUUAAUAGUAUGCAUGGCAAUGCAAACAUGAAGAUGGAUACCGGCCAGAAUAUGGUGGCAAGAGGGGCUUCCAACCUUCACAACCUAUCAGCCUCUCUGUCCGGGUCUAACGGUUCCCUCAGUGGGUUCACAGGACUGCAGGGGCUAGGAAACAGCCUCGACGCCACCACCAUGUCGCCUAGCCUCACCAAUGGCAACUCCGGGCUCGACGCCUUGAGUCAGGCGUACACAGGAUUUCACCAAUACGCAGGCUUGUCAGAUUUACUCAGCCCAGCUACAGUGAACACCAGUCUGCUCAGCUUAUCCCCCCAACCAAUGCAAGUCACCCUGGAGCUGCUCGUAUCCGUGGAUCUACCAAAGACUGGAGAUGAUGAGAAGGAGCCUCUCCUCACUGGACUGGAUUUCCUGCCGGACGGGAGACUGGUAGCCGUGGAUAACAAGAACAAGAAAUGUAUCAUACUGAAUGAUCGACUACAGAGACUUGGAACACCGUACAAGUUCAAGUAUAGCCCAUUCGGCGUAGUAUGUGUGUCUCAUGAUACACUGUGUGUAACGUUUGGUGGUGAUAAAGUAGUACGUCUCCUGUCUGUGAGUACAGACAAUACCAUCACACUGACCAGGGAGAUCACAACAUCAUCCAAGUUCGACUCUAUAUGCUGCAUGUCUCCAUCUAACAUGGUCGUGAGUACGUACGAUGAUCCUCGUCCACUUAGAAUGAUAUCAGUGGGCGGGGUAGAGUCAGACUUUGAUCACUCCCUGACGCUUCCUAUGAAGACGUACAGAAUAGAUGAGAUUGCGUGCACGUAUGUCCAGUCUAAGAACACGUUAGUACUGACUGACAGGUUCGCUAACAAUGUGUUCAUGUACGACACCGUGAAUGGCACAUCUAGAGCAGUCACUAAUGAGAACAUACAGCAGCCUCGUGGUGCCUGUGUAGGGCCUGGUGACACGGUGCUGGUGUGCAGUGAGAGGAAAGACUCCAUCGUGCACCUGACCAUUAACGGUAAAAUAGUGGGUACCUACCCAGUGGAUAUGAAGUACCCGUACAGCAUAUGUAUGUCUAAGGAUGGUAACAAGCUGGUGGUGUCUAACUGCGCUAUAGGCGUCGGGAAACUUCACUUGUAUAAGAUAUCACCGGCAAUGAGUUAGCUGACUAGUAAGAUGUAAAUGUUAUUCAUGUGAUCAGGCUUUCUACACAAUUAUUAAAUAUUGACUUUCGUGUAUUGUUUGUGUUAAACAACUCGGAAUACUAUUCCGAUUAAUUAAAAUUGAGUAGUGUUGUUACAAGGUUUUAUCGUUGAAGAAUUUUAAAAGAUUCCGAACUACCUAUGUAUUUUGCAUGUAUUAUAAUGUAAUAUGUGUCUUUAUACUUACCUUCAAUAACUAUUUUAGUGUAUAUUUGAAGACAUUUAAAUAUAUUGUGUAUGUAAUUCUAUUUAGAUUUGCAUUUCAUGCAACGUAACCAGUGUGUACGGUAGUUAGGCGCGUUAAAUAUUUGUAAAUGUAUGUUAAUUUUUGAAAAUAAUAACUAUAACUGAAAA
Molecule: messenger RNA, 4594 nt
Organism: Dreissena polymorpha
Lineage: Eukaryota; Metazoa; Mollusca; Bivalvia; Myida; Dreissenidae
Exons: 14
Coding region: 261-4202 (1313 amino acids)
Source: RefSeq, a predicted model, not a curated record